AUGAAAGCAAGAGCAACCGCGUGGAAAGAGCUCAUGUACAACCCGAUGCAGGAAGACUUUGACAAAAUGAAGCGCUCGUGCAUCCCGCCCGAGGCGCUCCAGAACAUUGAAGUGGACAUUGAGCGAUCAGUGCACGCCGAGCACGCCCCAAUGGGCGCCUUGGGCCAAGAGGUGCGGAAAUACAGCGCGCCCGAAAGAAAAAAGGAGCUAAAGGAAGUGCUUGUUGCGUUUGCAAAGUACAAUAGCUCGAUCGAGUACUGCCAGGGCCUCUCCUACUAUGCAGCAUUUCUCUUGCACUUCUACACCGCGGAAGAGUCUUUUUCCAUACUGUGCCGCACAAUACAAAAGAACCGGAUAGAAAGGCUGUUUGACAAAAAGCUGUCCCUGGUGGCAAAGGUGCUCAGCGUGCACGAAAGAGUCCUUAACCUGACGCUUCCCGAAACCAUAAGAAAAAGCGUCCAGAAAAUCAGCAACAGCACGCACGACUACUCUGCAGGGUGGUACCUUACCCUGUUUUCGCGUCUCUCCCCGGCAGUGUAUGCAAUCAUUCUGGACCUCUUCUACGCGCGCGGGUUUCCGGUUUUGUUUCAUGCUGCUUCAGCACUCGUAGAGGUUGGCCAUAGAGCAUACAUAACUGAAAGAAUAAAAGAGCCAGACCAAAGAAUGCAAAUACUCUUCAAGCUGGCCGAGUACCCAAUACCAGAAAAAGAGUUUGCCGAAACCAUGCACAGGAACAUACAAAUGGUCAGCCUCCAGACCAUUGAGCAUAUGCUGUCAGAAAUCGAGCAGCCUGAGUAA
This is a messenger RNA of Nematocida major, 798 nucleotides long. RefSeq lists its product as uncharacterized. Bases 1 to 798 code for a protein of 265 amino acids. The record is from RefSeq and is a predicted model, not a curated record. NCBI's taxonomy places the organism in Eukaryota, Fungi, Microsporidia. The transcript has a single exon.